GGAGGUAGAAUUGAAUGGAGGUAUUAACUAACCAAGUGGCUAAUUAAACUAGUUAAUUAAUUGCAAGCUAAUUAAGCUAGCUGAUAACCAUAUAUAUAAACCCCAUUGCACCUUGGCAACCAAGAAGGGCGAGAAGCCAAGAAAUCAUCUCUCCAUCCAUUGCUCGCAGAUGGACAAGAUGAUGCGGAGCCAGGGCGGCGGCGGUGUCGCCGGCGAGUACCAGUACUACUACCAUGGCGGCACCGGCGCCGGCGGCCUCGUCGACCAGGAGAUGGCCGUGGCGGCGCCGGCGACGUCCGACGACGACGGAGUGGUGCUCCUCAUGGAGCUUCUUGAUGGCGAGGAGGAGAUGGGGGACGACUACUCGCCGUCGCCGGCGGCAACGACCGACGGCGACGGCGACGCCGAUCAGCUGAGCCGCGUGAUCCGGUCGCUCGAGGCCGAGAUCGGCGGUGGCGGCGCCACCGGGGCGGUGGCGGCGGCGACGGCGACGAGGGACAGCGACGAGAGCAUGGCCGCCGCCGGGCCGGCGAGCGACGACGACGGCGCAGCAGCAGCUGGGAUCAGACGGCUGGAGGACAUGUUUUCCGACGACCUCGACGGCUACGGCGGCGGGGCGUUCGGGUACGGCUGGCCGCCGGAGUUGGCGUUGCCGGCGGCGGCGAGCUGGUGCGUGUACGACGACGAGCAUUUGUACUAUGGAGAUGGCUCCAUUGAUGAGCAAGUGUACAGCCCCUUGUGGGAGCAAUAAAUAUGAAUAAAUCGAUGAAUUGUUGUAGAAAUUAGGGAAAUAGGUUGAUGUGCAUAGAGUAAAUUAUGAAAAUCCGUGGAUAUAUAUCACAGUGUUAGCAUUUCUCCAGAAAAAAUUGAAAAAAAAAUAUUUGUACCAAUAUAAGCUCUGCUUGUUCAGUGUA
Molecule: messenger RNA, 914 nt
Organism: Oryza sativa Japonica Group (Japanese rice)
Lineage: Eukaryota; Viridiplantae; Streptophyta; Magnoliopsida; Poales; Poaceae
Source: RefSeq, a predicted model, not a curated record